Kwoniella shivajii is the source of this 1242-nucleotide messenger RNA. RefSeq lists its product as uncharacterized. The coding region runs from base 1 to 1242 and encodes 413 amino acids. The record is from RefSeq and is a predicted model, not a curated record. Gene Ontology annotation, molecular function: hydrolase activity, acting on ester bonds. The transcript is spliced from 3 exons. Gene Ontology annotation, cellular component: endoplasmic reticulum membrane. Lineage: Eukaryota; Fungi; Basidiomycota; Tremellomycetes; Tremellales; Cryptococcaceae. Gene Ontology annotation, biological process: GPI anchor biosynthetic process.
AUGGGCCGGUCAUCAUUCCCCAUCAUAGCGUUCCUCCUCGCCGUGAUACUCCUCGCACUCCCUAUCUUAGCUUCAUCGGGCGAUCGAAAUCCGACAUUCCAGCAUUGUCUGAAAGGAUGUCAGUUGACAUACUGCGAACCUCAUCAACCUCCCAUACCUGCCUAUCUAAGAGCUUUCGGCUGGACAUGUAAGGAGAACUGUGGUUAUGAAUGCGCUCAUUCUUUCACUGAUAACAUAAGACCUGGAAGUAAAAAUCAUCAAUUCUAUGGAAAAUGGGCGUUCUAUCGACUGGGACCUUUUCAAGAAGUAUUCUCGAUGUUAAUGUCAUUGGGUAACCUUUACGUCAAUUUAAAAGGACUCGAACAGCUUCGCAGAAGAGUCAGAGUAGAGAACGGCUUGAGAAGCUGGUUAGCUGCUAUGGGCUGGAUUCAGGUUAAUACUUGGGUUUGGAGCACUGUAUUCCAUGCUCGAGACACACCCAACACUGAAAGACUCGAUUACUUCUCAGCAACUUUAACGAUAUCAUUCACGAUGCUUUAUGCCAUUAUUCGAAUAUUCAACUUACGAACGCCAAUCUCAUCCUCAAGACUUCUCAUACCCGUCUCAGCUUCUGUUGGAUUUUUAGUAUUGGGUCAUUUCACCUAUCUACUCUCAUUCGCAUCCGGUUCAUUCCCAUAUGGAUAUCACACCAAGUUCAAUUUGGUUUUAGCUGCUGUGCAUAGUAUACUUUGGAUUACAUGGACCUUGUCAUUCAAAUAUCAUUUACCUACCUUCAGCAUAUUAGGUAAACAAUUUGGAUUCCCAAAACCUUAUCCACCAAAUGAUCCAUUACUACCAGGAAGUGUCAAACCUAAAGAAGCUUCAACUCCUUUAAUCCUAGUUUUAUUGACUUUCCUAGCUAUGGGUUUUGAAUUACUAGAUUUCGCUCCUGUUUUCAGAUUAAUAGAUGCUCAUUCCUUGUGGCAUUUGGCGACGAUACCGUUGACUAUCGCAUGGUGGCACUUCUUCAUCGAAGAUGUCAUAGAAUUAGAAGGUUCAAUGUUGGUAGGCAGAGGUACAAGUCCUCUAGGUGUCCAACCAAACGAAAAAUCACUUUCAGGUGAUGUCAUUUCAGAUCAACAACAAUUACCAAUAACUCCAAGAACUCCACAUUUCGCUCAAUUAGCUGCUGGGACAGCGAAUUCAAAAUUCAGUAGAUUGGCAAGUCCAGGUAAAAGUCCCAAAUUGGACAAGCCAGAAUAG